Hibiscus syriacus is the source of this 1602-nucleotide messenger RNA. RefSeq lists its product as uncharacterized. Gene Ontology annotation, molecular function: epoxide hydrolase activity. The record is from RefSeq and is a predicted model, not a curated record. NCBI's taxonomy places the organism in Eukaryota, Viridiplantae, Streptophyta, Magnoliopsida, Malvales, Malvaceae. The coding region runs from base 994 to 1389 and encodes 131 amino acids. The transcript has 6 exons.
CUACGAUUAUAGUUUGUGGUCUUCAGUAACUUGUCAGAAGCUGUGAAAUAGAGCUUAUGUGUUCUACUUAGAUGAUACUAUUUACUCUUAACUCACCAUGUGAGUACAUGAGGGUUUACUUUAGUAUGUAUUCAUGGGAAGAUGAGAUCCAUAUGUUUUGACGUUAUCGGUAUGACAAUAGGAUUUUCUUGGGAAUUUGUUUAGUUUUAGCCUAGAAAUUGCUUCUAAACGAUUUUGUUUUGGCUUAGAGACAUGGCAAUCAUAGCAGAUGGAAUGAAAAUCAUUGCAAAUUUGCUUGCAAUCUUAAAGGCUCGGAGGCAUAGACAAGCUAGUCUAAUUUUUUGCGCUUUUGUUUUGCUGAUUUUUCAUCUUGAUGUCGACGGGCGUAUUUCGGGUGCAUGAGCUUCAUUGAAUUUGCAAGUAUUGUAUAUCAUGUGAAGUUUCUCGGCAUCGGACCACUUUCAGUGAUAUCUGAGAAGACAUGCAUUUUGAAUUGCUAAAUAAGUGGUUAGAAAUUUUCAUAGAAGCCAUGCACGUUGGAAGUUUGGGCUUUGGACUUACAAAAUGGAGGACCUGUGUAUGGUUUUUCUGAGUUUUCUUUUGAAGGGCUGUUUCCUUUUAAUUUUCAGACUGCAUAUUUAAUGCUUUAAUCGAAUCCAAGUGAAUGAUGAUUUUUUUUUUUUAGCCGCCAUCCUAAAUCCAACCUCUCUUGUUCAACAGGUAAUUGUCUCCCUCAAUACUUUUCUUCAUUCCUAGCAGAAUAUGUAUCAGCAUUGGAGUCCUUUGUUAAUGAAGUUGCUGCUGAUAAAGUUUCACUUGUUGUCUAAGGCUACUUUUCACCAGUUGUCGUUAAAUAUGCCAGCAAGUAUCAGGAAAAGCUUAAUGAUCUAAUUCUCCUCAACCCUCCUCUAACAGCCAAACAUGCCAACCUUCCCUCAACGUUAUCCAUAUUCAGAAACUUCUUGCUGGGUGAAAUUUUUUCUCAGAUAAAGCAUGAUAUAUAUGGAUCCUUUGAGGGCCAGUGAUAAGUCUCUGACGAGCUGUGGUCCGUAUGCAAUGAAAGAGGAUGAUGCGAUGGUUUCUAGAAGGCCUUAUCUUACAUCUGGUUCAUCAGGGUUUGCACUAAAUGCAAUUAGUAGGGCCAUGAAAAAAGAGCUUAAGGCAUAUGUGGAAGAUACGAAAGCAACUCUCACGGAUGAAAAUUGGAAAUUUCGAACUACGGUGUGUUGGGGCCACAGGGACCGUUGGCUGAACUAUGAUGAAGUGGAAGAUUUCUGCAAAAAUUCGAACCAUAAACUGAUUGAGCUUCCAAUGGGCAUCAUGUCCAGGAAGAUAGUGGCAAAGAACUUGGUGGGAUCAUUUCGGGACUUAUCAGCUGAAGGAUCAUAACAUGAUAAGUUACAAUUUUUUAGAGCUACCUAUAUACUCCAAACAUCAUUUUUUUAUCAUUCAGGAGAAAUUUUUUUAUUGACUUUCAUGAAUGAACUGUGUUCACAUUCUUGUGACAAGCCAAUUAUGAUUGUAAUGGUUUAAACUUGGGAGGACAAGGCAACUGAAAUUUGAUUUUUGAUUUAUCACAUGUAGUUGAUAUUCAUUUUCCAA